This is a messenger RNA of Necator americanus (New World hookworm), 1701 nucleotides long. RefSeq lists its product as uncharacterized. The record is from RefSeq and is a predicted model, not a curated record. Gene Ontology annotation, cellular component: nucleus. Bases 1 to 1701 code for a protein of 566 amino acids. NCBI's taxonomy places the organism in Eukaryota, Metazoa, Nematoda, Chromadorea, Rhabditida, Ancylostomatidae. Gene Ontology annotation, molecular function: protein binding. The transcript is spliced from 16 exons.
AUGGGAUUCAUUCCAAGGGAUGCCGAUACUACGACGUUGACAAAAGAUAGCAAUCUCCGUUCUGGUUCCCGUUAUGGUGUUGAUGAAUAUACAGUUGAUGUUUGCGAUCUGAGGCCUUCGUCCAAGUCCGACCUUUGGUUGGAGACCAAACGCCUAAGUAACACGCUGGCACUCAACUACGAGCGAGCGCUUUGGUGUUCUGCUAGUCCAGCACGUGCUAUGGGACGUGAGCGAAGAAAAAAACUCAUUGAAAUUCCUGGUUUACCAGAACCAUGGUUGGCUUACAUGCAUCUCGUAAAGAAGAAGGUUUUCUAUUACAAUCCAGAUGCAAAUAAGUCUGUAUGGGACCUACCUUCAGACGUCAAGAAAAAGUCCGAAGUAGAUCUGGAUGCGGUAGAGGAGGAGAUACUUAAAAAGCUCUUCACUGAGGACAACGAUAGUCUCGAAAUGAUGGAUUGUACGGAAUGGGAGGAGCCUGCCGGGUCACCAAAAGAUCCCGGUGAAGCGAUGGAAAUCGAUUUCACCGAGGAUCUUCGUCAAGUACGAGGUUCUGACUACGACAAAGAAACGCUUCCUUUGCAUUCUCAAAGUCAUCAGCCAUUCACUACCAUCUAUGGUACGAGUCGAAGCUGCGUGGUUUUUGACACUUGCGCGCUUAUUGAUGAUCCUAAUUUGAUUCGCGACUGUAUCUCCAAAGAUAUCUUGGUGGUAAUUCCCUACCGUGUCUUCUACGAAUUGGACAAAAUGAAAAAACUUACCUCAACGUCAGAAUCAGCGGCAGAAUUACGGCGGAUAGCAACUCGAAUAAUUCACAUCUUACGGGACGUCCGUGGGUCUCCGUUGAUAUACUGGGAGAGCUCCGCAGAGUCGUUCUCCUCAGUCGAUGGGUUUACAACAAGCUCCGAAGAAGAUGUGAAUGAUGACUUCAUUUUAAAAUGUGCCUUCCGGAUUAAAGCGUUGUUAGAUGCAAGAAGUGAUGGUUGGGAGACUGUUUUCCUCACCAACGAUCAGCUUCUGUCUCUGAAAGCACAUGCAAGCCGAAUUCCGUGUUAUAACGUGAAGGAAACGAAGGCGAUAUUGGCGAGAGCCCCUAUACCGGUGAUCGAAAAAGUGGAAGAACAAGCAGAAUUCCAUCCCACAGUUCAGGAUAAGCCGUCAACGUCGACUUCAAAAUCUCCCUUGCGAAUUGGCGUAAAAAAACCAGAAAAAGUACUCAAGCGGAAGAUACAAAGGGAGAUCAAUUAUGACCCUUUACGAAGCCCACUCUGUAUUUCUAAAACGGAUAAAAAGAAAAACAUUGAGAAGCUUAGACGCCCACAUAGGGACCAAGAACCGAAUACCGGUACUAAAGAUCCGUUGAAACGUUUUGAAGAGAUGUGGAAGCCUCUUGUAAAAGUUUUGGAGAAAAAAGUCGAGGGAAGUUCUGUAAAACACAAGAGGGAUGUUAGCCGGUUACGAGAAAGUGCUUCAAAGUUUAUUGAAAGUCAGGACGACAAAAAUCUUCUGUUGCUAGUUCAGAUGACAUGGUGGCUUUACUACUACUAUUAUCCUCUUGAGCGGAAUGAAAAACAGAAGGAUAACUACAAGGAUAUUAUGAAAGACGGCUUGCUCAAAGAACUAACAAACCCAUCGGCUAGGUCGCAAAAGAUGAUGAAUAAAUUGCGGAAAUUUAGCAAAGAUUUCGAGUCCGUCUACGGGUGA